Molecule: messenger RNA, 354 nt
Organism: Ostertagia ostertagi
Lineage: Eukaryota; Metazoa; Nematoda; Chromadorea; Rhabditida; Trichostrongylidae
Source: the annotation of a GenBank genome assembly
AUGUUUCUCGUUCUCGCAGCGGUCCUCUCCGUGAUAGUGAAUGCCGGUGUCAAAGUUCGACCAUGGCCCAUGCCCCCGUACCUGGAAAACAUUUAUAAAGAGUUUUUUCUUCUCUUAAUAGAGACAUGGGAAUAUCCGCUCUGGAAUAAUCUGACAAUGGCGGAUAAAUUAUUUUACACCCUCCUCCCUUACGGUAUUUACAGGAGUGAGAUCGAGAAGCUUCCCAAAGGGGUGCAAGUAUGGAUGCAACCAUCUCUAUGGUACACGUCGGAAGGUUUGGCUCCUGCGUACUUUGUGCUUCUUCCGAACCACCCUAACAAAAUGAUUUUGCUACCAUUCGAUGACCUUUUUUGA